UAAUGUGAUAUGAAAAACACAAGUGAUUUAUAAAUUAAAGUUUUUAAAUAAAAAUUACCCCAGUUAUAAAACUGGAUAGUUUCUUUUGCUGUUCAGUAUAGUUUACAUAUGGUAAUAUAUAUCUGAAACAGAUACAUCUAGAUAUACCUGUUUACAUACUAAAAGUUUUGACCUAUACAGUGAUUAUUUGCAAAACUUAUUUAAUAAUUCUAUAGACCUAAAUUAAACCACUUAAAUAGAUAUAGGAUAUGAAAGUAUCUUAUCACUGUAUUUUAUAUUGCAGAAUUGGGUAAUUCAAAAUGAAAUAAAGACAAUCGACAAUUUUCGUACGAUAACGUAUCACGUAUCUUCCGUACGCGAUUUCGGCAUCUUUCGGCUAUAAUAGAAAAUCAUUUUUUCAUGAAAACCGGAGAAUGCCGAAAGCACCACCGUAGAAUACGUAAAUGAACGGAAGUUGCCGAUUGUCUUUACGGAUUCAUUUUUUUGAAACUUGUAAUUCAAAGAAUUUUCAAAUUGUUUAUAGUGAAGGGUGUCGUUAUUCCCCUCCGCAUCCACUGGAGUACGAGGCCUUGCACAACAAACAUCCAGCCAUCGAAUAUACAGUUCUCUUUCCGGACCAGUCCACUCAAACGAUAGAAGUUGACGCUAACACGAGAAUGUGUGACAUACAUCACAACAUUGUGAAAAGGCUUCAGUUAAAGCACAGUCAGGAGUAUGGUUUAUUCUUUGGUUUGAAAGACAAAGAAUUUUCGGCUGAUACGGUGAUAAAUGUGGCCUACUGGGAUUAUUUCUUUGACGACUUGUCACAUAUACAAAAAUAUUACACAAGACAGCACCGAAAACACGCUACUGACGACACCCCAGUCCCUCCACCGCAACCACCACCAAUGUUGAUAUUUAUGAAGAAAAUCUGGAUGAAUGCAAUACCUGGUCAGGACAAACUGGCGGACAUAAAAUUUCAUUUUCCGCAGGAAAUGCCCAAUUAUUUGCGAGGAUAUCACAAGUGCUCUGCCGAGGAAGCUGUCAAUCUCUCCUCGUUGUUGUUCAAAGCCAAAUAUGGAGAGGAUAAGCAACCACUUGACAACCUGGGGGACCUCCUCACUCACUUAAUACCAAAGUCAGUUUUCAAAGAAAAGACUCCUGACAAAUGGAAAGAGGAGCUGCAUGCUAGUAUAUCCAAGUUAAAGUUCCCUACAAAGGAGGACGGAAAAGUGGCAUUUUUGAAAUCCCUGCAUAAAUGGCCAACAUACGGGUCGGUGUUUUUCGAAGUAAAGCAAAGAAGUACAAAGUCAAUGCCAAAACAUCUUCUUGUUGCUGUUAGUCACAAUGGAGUGGGGCUGAUAGAUGCAAAUACAAAGGAAGUGAUUGACAUGUUUAGUUUCGACAAAGUUCCAAACUGGGCUUUCGACGACUACUCGUUCACUCUAGUUAUAGGAGAGGGCUCGAGUUUAUCCAAACUGUAUAUGGAGACUACUGUGGGACACAACAUGGACGACCUCAUCAUGACGUAUGUGGGAUACAUAAUGAACACACAGAUCAAGAAGAAACCUUCGUAUGCCGGGAUUGUCGUCGGCGAAUCAUUCGCGUGAAAUGUAGACACAUCCGGUACAUGGAGAUGGUCUUUAUUUUCAGCGAGAGAGCAGGGAUUAUCUUACUUGGGUUUUUAAACAGUCCCCGGUGUCUGUUAGCAGAAAGCGUAGUACGAAAUCCGAGGACUUAUUGUGUAUUGUCCGGUUUACGUGAAAUUUUACGCUCCUGAAAAUUCCUCAGGUUGAGUCGAUUAAAUCGACCGCUCAGCAUUUAAGGGUAAAGUGUAGGACCAUGAAUUGUAGUCCCAGUAUAGUCAAAAUAUAUAAGGAGCAAUCUUAUAGAAACUUUAGCAAUGCUUUGUAGAUGAAAAUGACAUAAACAAUAUUAUGAAGUGUGAAUGAGUAAAUGUUCCAAUGAUACAGAACCUGUCAUUUCUGAUUAGUGUAAUGUACACUGGUGUUUUAUGUCUUUCUUGUGCUUAUCAUUGGUCUUAUUAUAGCUCAUUUCAAUGUUAUCACAUAAACGUAUAUAUGGAGUUCACAGUUCAUACACAGACUUUACAUAAUUGUAUAUGUGUAUUCUAUCAAACUAUAAUAUUAUUUUGCGUUUUUCUUCCGCACACACAUAUACGGAAUUGUUUUUUUUUCUAUAGCUGCGUUUCAACGAUUUUGUACAUAUGCAGUAUAUUGCAAAAUUCUACGUCCCCGACCCUCUCCCCAAACUCCCUCAUCAGCGGAUCCGUAUCUCGUGAUAUUUGAAAAUAAGAUUUUCUAUCCGCUCUUGGAAACUUGAGGCAAACUUGGUCUAAUGGUGGCAAAGAAAGAGUUUUGCAAAAAUGUACAGUUGAAAUUAGAUAUCUCGAAAUUGCUUGCUGUCUCAAAGACAUUUUCAAGUCCUGCCCAGAAAUAAAGAGCACCAAAUAUCAUUUUCAGUCAAAUUUCGGUUAUCUCGAAGAUACGCUCGAUCCCUUCGAGAUAUAACAAAUUUCAACUGUAUAUAUGUACAAAAUCAUUAAAACGAACCUAUAUACAUUGCUCUUGUUUUAGUUGUGGAUAAAUUGUACACAGUAAUUUGAAACUUAUAUUGGCUUGCAUAAUAUACAAUAUUUAAUUCAAUGUUCUAUUUAUCCAUUUCAUAAGGCGGUUUUACAUUGAUAUCUCACUGAAUAACAGACACUCAGUACCACCGAUAUAACACGUCAUUAUUUAGUGUCUCAGAUUGUUAAAUCAUGGGCUGAACGGAGAGCUGGCGUAUCUUCUACUUUAUGUUACAUGACUUACGUCAUUUUAUCGUUCAACCCGCAAAACAUCUCUAUAAUGUUUAUAUUCGUCUUUUUAGUCCCUAUUUUUUGGGUAGUAUCCUCUCUACAUCUCUGGCAUUUUUAACUUGACAAUAUUCACUCAGAUCCUGGUAGAGUGUAUGAAUUAUAUACAAUAUGUAUGUAAAAAUUAUAUAUCUCACAUAAACUUUAUCAGACAAUGUUGUCGUCCACAUUUGUAAAACGUUUGUUAUGUGUUAUUUUCUAUUUUUGUGCUAUGCAUUUUAUACGAGACUUGUUGACUGUGCAUGUAAUUAUCUUUCAUGUUGAAUCUGGAGAUAAAAUCAAAAUACUUACAUUGAGCAAUAUACGUGUGUUGGGUGGUAUUGGUGUGUUGACACUGGCACCAGACAAGAAAGAAAAUGUGACUCGUGCACGAUGGAGGUUAAAUUAUUUGUUGUUCAAUUUGCAUAGUACUCAUUUGUCGGACUGAAAAAUGUGCGACUGAAAUGGGCUAAAUUGCAAGUAAAUUUCUACGUUUGGUACCACGGUUUUUAUAGUAUAGAAGUAUUGUAUAACAUGUACAAUAGCGGUGGUAUUGGUGUGUUGACACUGGCACCAGACAAGAAAUAAAAUGUGACUCGUGCACGAUGGAGGUUAAAUUAUUUGUUGUUCAAUUUGCAUAGUACUCAUUUGUCGGACAGAAAAAUGUGCGACUGAAAUGGGCUAAAUUGCAAGUAAAUUUCUACGUUUGGUACCACGGUUUUUAUAGUAUAGAAGUAUUGUAUAACAUGUACAAUAGCGGUGGUAUUGGUGUGUUGACACUGGCACCAGACAAGAAAUAAAAUGUGACUCGUGCACGAUGGAGGUUAAAUUAUUUGUUGUUCAAUUUGCAUAGUACUCAUUUGUCGGACUGAAAAAUGUGCGACUGAAAUGGGCUAAAUUGCAAGUAAAUUUCUACGUUUGGUACCACGGUUUUUAUAGUAUAGAAGUAUUGUAUAACAUGUACAAUAGCGGUGGUAUUGGUGUGUUGACACUGGCACCAGACAAGAAAUAAAAUGUGACUCGUGCACGAUGGAGGUUAAAUUACCUGUUGUUCAACUUGCAUAGUACUCAUUUGUCGGACAGAAAAAUGUGCGACUGAAAUGGGCUAAAUUGCAAGUAAAUUUCUUCGUUGGGUACCACGGUUUUUAUAGUACAGAAGUAGUGUAUAACAUGUACAAUAACGUUUUUCUACACUGGUGCCAGUGGUUUAGGUUAUGCACGUAGUCUAUGACGUUGUUUUAAAGCAGUUACUGUGUUAAUGUUUAUGGCUGCCAAGUCUGAAUGUUUGAAUGUGCAUAGCAAGUGUGCAGAGCAAGUGGCAUAACAAGGAUGAAAUAUUUGCGGACUCCUCCGUUUUACAUUAAGAAGCAGUUAUUGACGUAUAAAGAUAUCGUUACGUCAACAGAUCACUUGCAAAUGUUUCCCAUUUCGCUCACACCUAGAAAAUUCUUACGUUCAUAAGUGUUAUAAUGUACUGAUUGUGUUGAAGAUAUGUUAAAUGAAAUAUUAAUAUACAUACAUAAAGAUAUUAUUUAUUUACACAAUUGUAAUAAAGAAUACAUUUAAGCAUUU
This is a messenger RNA of Mercenaria mercenaria, 4405 nucleotides long. Its product is annotated as myosin-VIIa-like. Gene Ontology annotation, cellular component: cytoskeleton. The transcript is spliced from 11 exons. The coding region runs from base 444 to 1589 and encodes 381 amino acids. The record is from RefSeq and is a predicted model, not a curated record. NCBI's taxonomy places the organism in Eukaryota, Metazoa, Mollusca, Bivalvia, Venerida, Veneridae.